AUGUUUGGAAUUAUCGUGUGGGGUGUUAUAAUAUCCUUAAUAUCAUGGAUAUACCUUCGUUGGAGAAAUGUUAGAGAGUAUUGGGCAAGGCGUGGGGUGCCUCACUUGCCACCUCAUCCCCUCGUGGGUAGUCUUACCUUCUUGCAGCAAAAGAAUCCGGUGACCCUAUGGAUGAUUGAUGCAUAUAAACAGUUUAAGAAACCAUACGUAGGAAUAUGGUUAUUCUGGAAACCAGCUCUGAUAAUAAAUUCCCCAGAAAUAGCAAUAAAUAUACUGAUCAAGGACUUCGACAAUUUCAGGAACAGAUUCCUGAAACCGGGUUCUUUCGAUCCUUUUAAAAAUAGUUUGUUUACUGCAAAUGAUCCCAUGUGGUCAUCAAUGUGUCGUGGUUUGACAUCGGUAUUUACGUCUUCAAAGCUAAAGGCAAUGCAGGGCCUCUUCAACCAAAAAGCAAAUGAUUUAAUACAAAGGAUAAAAAACACUAAAGAUACAAGCAAACUGGAAAUAAGGAUGUGUACCUUGCUCUUAUUAAUAUUAUGCCUAAAAAGAACUUAUUUUAAAUCAUUAUUAACAGAUUACACAACAGAUUUGAUUGCAACCGCUGCUUUUGGUGUAGAAACUACCGCCACCCUCACAGGAGAAGACCCUAUCAGAACUGUGACAAAUACCCUAAUGACCUUCGACUGGUACAAAGGAUUAUGUUGGAGUACUAUAUUUUUCUUUCCGAAAUUGACGGAAUGUUUCAGAUUUCCAGUAUUUUCUGAAUCAUCGACACAGUUCUUUAAGAAAGUAUUUGAAACUGUAUCAAAGCAAAGAAGAGACAAUGGAAUAAAGGACGUAAAAGAUGUACUCGACGCUAUACUUAAGCUUAAGGACGAUGAUAUAGAAUAUAAAAACAAGGAGAAAAUGUAUAAAGAGUUAAUAGAGGCCAAGAAAAGUCAAAACGGUUCCUUGGACCUUACUAUACAAGCUGAUUUGAAGUAUUUAAACUGUGUUUUUAAAGAAGCGUAA
Molecule: messenger RNA, 1011 nt
Organism: Pieris macdunnoughi
Lineage: Eukaryota; Metazoa; Arthropoda; Insecta; Lepidoptera; Pieridae
Source: the annotation of a GenBank genome assembly